Mollisia scopiformis is the source of this 1937-nucleotide messenger RNA. RefSeq lists its product as uncharacterized. Gene Ontology annotation, cellular component: plasma membrane. Lineage: Eukaryota; Fungi; Ascomycota; Leotiomycetes; Helotiales; Mollisiaceae. Bases 207 to 1817 code for a protein of 536 amino acids. The record is from RefSeq and is a predicted model, not a curated record. Gene Ontology annotation, molecular function: nucleobase transmembrane transporter activity. Gene Ontology annotation, biological process: transmembrane transport; nucleobase transport. The transcript is spliced from 7 exons.
CCGCCCCCAAAGACAAUCCUUGAGUGGUGGAUAUUGACAUGGACUAAAAGAUUGAGACCUAUGCUUUUGCAGUGAGCACAUGCUCUAUAAGGCGACCCCGCAUUCCCUUUGACUGGGCAAGCCACACUCUAUUCUCAAUUUGACUGAUAAAGAGCAUCACUUCGCACCUGUCCCCUCCAUUCUCAAUUACUCGUACUUCGCAGAUAAUGGCUUCUGUAAUAAGAUCCGCUCUUCGCUAUCUCGAAGUCAAACAUGACGGCGAGCAAGAAAUACCUGACGGACUACAGUCCAAAUGGGGAAAUUUCGACAUUUUUCCUGUCCCGGUGGAGCAACGCCGCUUCAACAUCUGGUCCUACUUCUCUUUUUGGGCUAUUGCAUCUAUGAGUGUCACCGCAUGGGCUUUCGGAGGUAACCUUUUGGCUCUCGGCUUGAGUGUUGGGGAGGGAAUAUGUUGCAUUGUCGUUGCAUGGACUUUCGUUGGCUUGUUUGCUUACCUUUGUGGUCAUCCUGGGUCAAAUAUGAACUUAGGAUUUACGGCUCUAGCCAGAACCACGUUCGGACUUUAUGGUUCUUACCUCCCUGUUAUGCUGCUGGUUUUCGAAAACGUCAUAUUUUUCGGAGUCAAUGCCUAUUUUGGAGGCCUAUCUGCUGUUGUUGUUAUCAGUGCCAUGUCGUCAAGCUUCAGAGUACUGAAGAACACCUUACCUGAAAGUGCUGGUAUCACCACUCAAGCGCUCCCAGCUGCUUGCGGAGUUGCAAUCGUCUUCUUUGGUCUCUUCGGAUGGGCCAUCAACGACAACAAUGGAUCAGUCGGCAAAUCCCUCACCUCAGACCUCGCUCUCUCGCCCACUGCUCUAGCUUUCGGUAUGCUCUACGGUAUCUCCACAUCUGCCGGCUCUGCAACUGCAUAUUCAAGUCGUAUGUCAGACUGGACGCGAUUCAGCAGAACCAAGAAUGCGCCUACGGUUCCUUUGUUACUGGGUGCUCCUAUUCUAGGCUCGGUGACUUCGAUUCUGGGCAUACUUGCUACAAACGCCGUUCACAACAAGAACCAUGUUGUUGAAUGGAAUCCACUUCAACUUUUACUUUGGCUUCAGAAGGACAAAUAUAGUCCUGCAUGUAGAGCGGGAACUUUCUUUGCUGGACUUGCACUUUUCUAUUCUCUAAUUAUCAACAAUCUAAUGGGAAAGAUUGUCCCAGCCGGAAUGGACUGCGCGGGACUUUUUCCUAGGUGGAUCACCACUCGCCGAGGAUCUAUCAUUCUAUGCAUUAUUGGCAUCAUAAUACAACCAUGGAGGUUUGUAACAGAAUCGACAACGUUUCUGAAAGUCUUAAGUUCCUUCGGAGGAAUGUAUUCCCCAUCGAACGAUCUAUUUUCACAGAAUCUAACUGCCACAGUCUUCGUGUCGCCACUCACAGCCAUACUGGCUGCCGAUUACUGGCUGGUACAUCGACGCAAAUGGAAUGUUCCCGAUAUAUUCAAACAAGACGGUAUAUAUUGGUACACAUUCGGAGUCAAUUGGCGAGCCAUAAUUGCCUUCACCCUCAGCAUCGUGUGGUCCAUGCCCGGCUUCGUAUCUAACGUCAAAUCAAGCCACAUUACUACCGGCUGGACGAGGAUGUAUCAGAUGAGCUACAUCGUCAACAUUGCUAUCGCAGUUGUGGUCUUCUGCGUUCUUUCUCUUGCAUUUCCGCAGGUGGGCCUCAGGACUGCCGCGGCCUGGGGUGAAGCGCCUACCACAUCAGUAAACAGUAUCAACGACUUAGAAGCAAUGGCUGAUAAGGAUGGAGAGCCAGUGGAAGUUGAGUACGCAUGAUGUUAAGAAGUUAAACUCGGUAAAAGCCGACAGAACAAGAUGCCACGCGCCAGGAAAUCUCAGCUCUCAAGUAUCGGAAUUGAUUCCUGUGAAGAGUGAAUUUAUAGCAUCCUGCCAACG